GUUCAUAGACACAGACGUAAUAGACGAAUAGAUAAAAAGCAGAGGACAGGGAGAGCUACUCUCCCUUCAUUUGCCAAUGCUUCGCUACAUUUUGUAACGUUCAAACUUUCAUACUUCAAAUCCUCUUUCUUCUUUUUCCCCCAAUAUUAUGAUUCUCUGCUGAAUAAAGCUUCUUCACUUUUCUCUUCUCCUUUUUCUCAUUUCUUCUUUCCCUCUGCUGCUGUAACUGCCUUUUUCUUUCUCUACUAAACCAGCUAAAAAGAGAGGCUGCCCGAGAGUGAAGACAUGGUCCUUGGAGCUAACGGCGUCGUUUGGAUGGGCGGCGAGGAGGAAGAAGAAGAUGCGAUUUCUUCUUGGACGCGGAACAACAAUAACGACGGUAACGCCAAUAAUGAAUUUGAGACUAAAGAGGACGACUUGGCUAUGUCUGCUGCUUCUCUUUCCUCCUUCAAAUCCAUGCUGGAUGCUGAUUGGUACAUUAACCCGGCUAUGAACCAGGACCUUCAGAUCAGAGACCUUGGUUUUUGCUCCAACCAGGUGGAUAACAGUCUCCUUCUUCACCACCAGAUUGAUUCCUCUGCUUCUUGUUCUCCCUCCCAGGCCUUCACGCUUGACCCUUCCCAGUCUCACCCUUUGUUGCCUCCUAAAUCUUGCUUCUCUUCUCUCCUCAAUGUUUCCUGCCACAACCCUUUUGAUAAUGCCUUUGAUUUCGCCUCCGAACCGGCUUUUCUCGCUCAGUUUCAGCCGAAUCCCACUCCGAAUUUGAUGGCUUUCCCCCAGACUCAAAUGGGUACUCCUGAGUUCAGUUCGAGCUCUGAGUUUCAAGGUACAAGAUUGUUCGCAGGAACUGAAAAUGCUUCUCCUUUGAGCGGUGGGUUUAGUGCUGGUGGUUUCGAUGGGUCAGGGAAUGUCCCGUUUGUGAACAGAGCAAAGACUUUGAAGCCCCUUGAAGUUUUCCCUUCAGUUGGUUCUCAACCAACUUUGUUUCAGAAGCGAGCAGCCAUGCGGCAGGGCUCUGGCGGGUCUGAUAAAUUGGGGAAUUUGGAUGUCUCAGAGCUGAGAUUUGGAGGGGAAGCAUCAGAUGGAAAGAGGAAGAGACAUGGGGAAUUGGAUAUUGAGGAAGCCAGCAUCGAUGUGUCGGGUCUGAAUUAUGAUUCUGAUGAGAGGAAUGGUGAUUGCAAAUUGGAGGAGACUGUGAACAAUGGUGGUUGCAACUCAAAUGCAACCAGUACAGUUACUGGUGGUGGAGACCAGAAAGGGAAGAAAAAAGGGAUGCCGGCAAAAAAUCUGAUGGCGGAGAGACGGAGGAGGAAGAAGCUCAACGAUAGGCUUUACAUGCUUAGGUCUGUGGUGCCCAAGAUUAGCAAGAUGGAUAGGGCUUCAAUACUUGGGGACGCCAUUGAUUAUUUGAAGGAGCUUCUGCGAAAGAUUAAUGAUCUCCAUACUGAACUUGAAUCCACUCCACCUGGCUCUUUGAUGCCACCAUCUACAAGUAUCCACCCAUUGACUCCGACCCCACCUACCCUUCCAUGUCGUGUGAAGGAAGAACUAUGCCCCAGCUCUUUGCCGAGCUCUAAAAGCCAACCCGCAAAGGUGGAGGUUAGGGUAAGGGAAGGAAGGGCUGUCAACAUUCACAUGUUUUGUGCUCGCAGGCCAGGUCUCUUGCUCUCCACUAUGAGAGCUCUAGACAACCUUGGAUUGGAUAUACAACAAGCUGUAAUUAGCUGUUUCAAUGGGUUUGCACUGGAUGUGUUCCGAGCUGAGCAAUGCAGGGAAGAGCAAGAGUUAAUGGCUGAGCAAAUCAAAGCAGUACUUCUUGAUUCAGCUGGUUUCCAUGGGAUAAUGUGACUUGAGUAGCUUGUCUUGGGGUAGUUUAUAAACUCAGUUUGCUGCAGCAUCCCAUUGGUGAAGGACCCAUUUCAAGCAGAACAUUUGUAGGUGGCGCAAGCAAAGCAUCUUUAGCUGAUAAUGUUAAUUACUUAGUGUUUAUUUGAGAAGUACAACAUUCUGAUUUGCAGUUUUUAUUUAGUAAUUUCAGCUUUUUUAAAUAAAAAUAUCUCCUUAUUUUA
Messenger RNA from Gossypium raimondii (Peruvian cotton), 2069 nucleotides. RefSeq names its product transcription factor ICE1. Gene Ontology annotation, biological process: regulation of DNA-templated transcription. The coding region runs from base 286 to 1848 and encodes 520 amino acids. Gene Ontology annotation, cellular component: nucleus. Gene Ontology annotation, molecular function: sequence-specific DNA binding; DNA-binding transcription factor activity; protein dimerization activity. The transcript is spliced from 4 exons. NCBI's taxonomy places the organism in Eukaryota, Viridiplantae, Streptophyta, Magnoliopsida, Malvales, Malvaceae. The record is from RefSeq and is a predicted model, not a curated record.